GUUGGUACCAAGUACUACGUACGAAAUCGAAUUAAUUAUAAGCUGAAAACAAAAAUGUCAGAGCAAACCAUGAAUCUUUCCGUUAAUGGUCAAUCCCAGGUUCCUCCAGGCUUCCGUUUUCAUCCAACGGAGGAGGAACUUCUUCAAUACUACCUCAGAAAGAAAGUCGCUUAUCAAAAGAUCGACCUUGACGUCAUCCGUGACAUCGACCUCAAUAAACUUGAACCUUGGGACAUUCAAGAGAGAUGCAAGAUAGGUUCGGGUCCACAAAACGAUUGGUACUUCUUUAGCCACAAGGAUAAGAAAUAUCCAACCGGAACUCGAACCAACCGAGCCACGGCUGCUGGUUUUUGGAAGGCGACUGGCCGCGAUAAGGUCAUAUAUGGAGGAUUGAAGAGGAUCGGGAUGAGAAAGACUUUGGUCUUUUACAAAGGUCGAGCCCCUCAUGGUCAGAAGUCGGAUUGGAUAAUGCAUGAAUAUAGACUAGAGGAUAUCUCACAAGAUGCUAAUGCUGCCGGCGGGAACAUGGUCGGAGAAUCAGGGCCGGAAGAAGGGUGGGUUGUAUGCAGAGUCUUCAAGAAGAAAAACUAUCAUAAAGCCAUGGACUUACCUCGUCCAAAUCAAACCACAUCACAUGAUGAUAUUAAUUCCAUGGAUUAUUCAAGAUCAACUAAUUCAAUUAUCAGAAAAAAGAUUAAUAAUCUUCCAACUGAUGAUCCUGUUUUGGAUCAAAUACUUUCUUACAUGGGUGGUCGUACCAAUUGUAAACAAGAACUUAUGCAUGAAACCGUCAAUAACAACCUUCAUUUUCCGCCACCACUCGUCGAUCGUUACCUUACCCAUCUUCCGAGGCUAGAGUGUUUCCCUAAAACUAUUGUGGAAAUUGGUGAAUCUUCGAAUAAUCAAGGAUUGAACGAUUGGGCAGAGGUGGAUAGGCUCGUCGCGUCGCAACUCAAUUGUCAACUAGAUUCGCCGAAACAAUUCAUUGAAGGACAUGACCAAGAUCAUCACGAUGAUGACUUGUCAUUAUUCUCAAUGGAUCAUCGUCCACAAGAUGAUGAACAAUUAUCGCGGUCAAAUAUAAGCGGGCAGGAUGAGAUUAAUGAACUUCAAUCGUCUCAACUAGUUUAUGGAAACGAUAUUGACCUUUGGAGCUUUGUUCGAUCGUCGUCUUCUGAUCCGUUAUGUCAUUUGUCUGUCUAG
Impatiens glandulifera is the source of this 1203-nucleotide messenger RNA. Its product is annotated as NAC domain-containing protein 43-like. The transcript has 4 exons. Gene Ontology annotation, biological process: regulation of DNA-templated transcription. The record is from RefSeq and is a predicted model, not a curated record. Lineage: Eukaryota; Viridiplantae; Streptophyta; Magnoliopsida; Ericales; Balsaminaceae. The coding region runs from base 55 to 1203 and encodes 382 amino acids. Gene Ontology annotation, molecular function: DNA binding.